AGGGACACAGCUAAACUUCAAGUAUUUUAUACCUGUGUUUAUAUGUAUAACAAUACUGGUAUGUACUUAUCAACAAGGUAUUAUAUUUCCUCGAAUCGCAAUUCACGAAAACCUAGUGGAGGAAGUAUUAGUGGAUAAAACAGUCGAUGUAGGAGUAUUUACUAUAAAUACCCCGGGUUGUAAAAUACCAUAUUUUCAGCCUUUUGAUAAAAAUAUUUUGGAUUAUUUAGAGCAACCAGGCACACAUGUUUGUAAUGACGGCAUACCUGCGUUAUUUGAGUCAGACAGAGAUUCUAUAACAAUAAUAGAGGAUUCAUUGCCCUUUUAUAAUGUAACCAAUAUAAAUAAUCUGACAUGUUGUUACAAAACAUUCUGGAGAGAAGAUCCUGAUGAUGAUGCUGCAGACAAUAAAAUAAGCUACAGUAAACACUGCCAAACAUUUGUAAAUAAAACUGAAGUAAAACAAGAGUUUAUAAAAGUUAAGUGCAGCUACAAUAAUCGUCGAAUUUAUAAGGAUAUGUUCGUUUUUGUUCCUAUAAAAAAUCUAUCAGACACACAAAAAGAUCUGGAUAAAAACGAUGAUUAUUUAAAUAUUCUAGUGAUAGGCUUAGAUUCAAUUUCUAGGUUAAAUUUUCAUAGACAGAUGCCAAAAUCAGUAAAUUAUUUGAAGCAAAUUGGUGCCGUUGAAAUGAUAGGAUACAACAAAAUUGGAGAAAAUACGUUUCCCAAUGUAUUAGCAGCAUUAGCAGGUAGACAUAUAGAGGAAAUCCAGAAGGAUUGCUGGCCAACUGAUAAUCACCACUUUGAUAACUGUUCGUUCGUUUGGAUGGACUACAAACAAAAAGGUUAUGUAACAGCUUUUGACGAGGACUCUUCAUCGAUGGGAAUCUUUAAUUUCUAUAAGAAAGGUUUUAAAAAACAACCGACGGAUUAUGGGUACAAUUAUUUUGAUCGGGAGGCUAUGAGGAGGAUAGGAAAUACUGCUUUUGAAAAUGUUCAACUUUGUCAAGGAGCAAGAUGGGUACAUAAAGAGCAUUUAAAAUAUAUGACUAACUUCAUUCGAACAAUGAAAGAAAACUCAUUAAAGUAUUUCGGUUUCUUCUGGGAGAAUAGCAUAUCUCAUGAUGAUCUAAAUUUACCUAGAAUAGGUGAUGAUGAUUAUUAUGCUGUAUUUAAAUAUUUAAAAGAGAAUGGUCAUCUUAAUAAUACAGUCCUCUUCGUCAUGAGCGACCAUGGGAUAAGAUGGGGAGGAAUAAGAAGUACAUUUCAAGGAAUGAUGGAAGAAAGGUUACCGUUCUUAUAUGUAUAUCUUCCAGAAUGGUAUAGACAUAAAUACCAGCAACUUUAUAAUAAUUUACAAAAAAAUUCGUUACUUUUAACGACGCCAUUCGAUUUACACGAGACUUUUGUUGAUUUAUUAAAUAUAGAAAAUAUCGAUAAUAAUAAUAAUAGUAUCAAUACAUCCAGAGGCGUAAGUUUAUUAAGAGGAAUUAGUGAAUAUAGAACUUGCGAAGAUACGGGCAUUGUCAGUCACUGGUGUACAUGCCAAAAAAGUGUAGAACUUGAUGUCAAUAAUCAAACUAUCAAGACUGUAGCUAAUUUCUGUGUUAACUAUAUUAACGAUCUACUGUCUGAAUAUCCUAAAUGUGCAGAUUUAAAGUUAGAUCGUAUAUCAAGUGCAAGAGUUAUGGAGCAUAGCCAAGAAAUAACAGGAGAUUUUCAAGUAUCAGAUUACAUGUUAAGUUUCACAACAGUUCCUGGAAAUGGUUCAUUUGAAGCAACCGUAAGAUAUAUGUCAAAAUCUAAAACCUACACUAUUGUUGGUUCAAUUAGUAGGCUAAAUUUAUACGGCGAACAAAGUGCUUGUAUUUCAGAUUAUGAGUUAAAAUUAUACUGUUAUUGUACCUGAUAUAAUAAAAUUUAUAAGAAUAAUAUUUUUAUAGUUAUUGUAAA
Diabrotica virgifera virgifera (western corn rootworm) is the source of this 1953-nucleotide messenger RNA. RefSeq lists its product as uncharacterized. Lineage: Eukaryota; Metazoa; Arthropoda; Insecta; Coleoptera; Chrysomelidae. The record is from RefSeq and is a predicted model, not a curated record.